AUGGAGACAUACUACGGUUACGUCAAAGCACCCCAAGACGCCAUCAUACUAUUCGAAGCCUGUCGUUUAGGCGGCUUAAAUCGCAUACAACGUCGUCUCUCCGAGAAAGAACGCUCGCAAAUUCGCUCGGGUUCAGUCUUCGUCUGGGACGAACGUGAAGCUGGUAUGCGCCGUUGGACUGACGGAAAGUCAUGGUCAGCUUCCCGCGUUAGUGGCUCGUUUCUCACAUACAGAGAACUAGAAUCAAAACGAAAAUCAGGAUCACGCGGGAGCAACAACCUUAACGAUCUUUCUAGUGAAGAUACAGACUCAAGUGAGAGCUACCAGGGGAAGAAAAUUUCAAGUACGACGGAACAAUGCAGUAGAUACAAGCACGGCGGAUUAGUUAAACAAAGCUUUUCUAUUACAGCCAGUAAUCACCAGAAAUUGCAUCUUAUCUGCUAUUAUACUAAGGCAGACGUAAUAAAUAAUAAACUACAGAUACCAAGUCAAGACGAAAAACUAAAAUCAAUCACAAUCCCCAAGGGAAUGUACCCAGAAACGUCCAGUGUCGACAACGCCGGUCAUAUGCACUACGCCGCUAAAUUUAUCCAACCGGGGGGUAGCGAUACUUCAAGUUACGUUGGGUCGGCACCGAUCAAUAUUCCUAACGGGAGGUUCACUUUCCCUCAACCUCAGCAAUUGUCUUUCCCAAGUAGUUAUCCUCCACCUACUCAGCUGCCACCACAAGACAUUCGAUGGGAUAAUACUCGAAACAGUGAAGAUCAGCGGCAGUUGAAUGCAAUCUACACUACUUUAAGAUUGUAA
Paraglomus brasilianum is the source of this 807-nucleotide messenger RNA. Lineage: Eukaryota; Fungi; Glomeromycota; Glomeromycetes; Paraglomerales; Paraglomeraceae. The record is from the annotation of a GenBank genome assembly.